Molecule: messenger RNA, 2414 nt
Organism: Musca domestica (house fly)
Lineage: Eukaryota; Metazoa; Arthropoda; Insecta; Diptera; Muscidae
Gene: ida
Product: anaphase-promoting complex subunit 5
Exons: 3
Coding region: 140-2389 (749 amino acids)
Biological process (GO): positive regulation of mitotic metaphase/anaphase transition; protein K11-linked ubiquitination; anaphase-promoting complex-dependent catabolic process
Cellular component (GO): anaphase-promoting complex
Molecular function (GO): protein binding
Source: RefSeq, a predicted model, not a curated record
UGAAAAUCGAUGCAUCCUGAUUGUUUACAUUUCACCGGUUGUUGCAUGUAAAAGUUCGCCAAAUUUCAGUAGAACUUGGAAGUUAACUCAAAUCCAUAGAAUUUCUUCCAAAAUCUAUUGAAGCUGCUUAAGGAUAGACAUGCACUUUGAGGAGUUGGAGGCGCUGGAUCCUCGCAAUCCAACCCUGGCGAGGAUUGAAAUGCCGACACCACAUAAAGUGUCCGUGCUGAUUCUAGUUCAACAAUACAUAAAGGCAAAGAAAGCUGCCACCGACACCGGGUUAUUCUAUCCCACCAAGUACCGGCGAAACUUUUGUAUGUUGCUGCUUAAAUUAAUUCAAUAUCCAGAUAUGACCUACAAUGAUCUUUAUCAACUGCUGUGCUCACCAAAAUUUAAAAUAGACCCAGUACAUUUGGAGGGAUUUGAAAAAGUAAUGGCGGAUGUCUUCUCGCUGGGCAUUGAAACUCUAUUUGAUUUUGCCGAAAUGGAUAAUAUUGAAAAGAUGCUGGCCGAACAGUUGGGUGUUAGCCAGUUUAGUCUAGUGGGAUUAUAUAUACGACGAGUUGGGGUGAUAUUAGAACGUUUGUCCUUCCCUGAAAUGAUGGCUUUACACAAAAAUAUAUGUUUGUACUAUGAAAAAGGUGUACGGUCAUUGACAUUGGGACCACGUAAGCCACACUGUGGAGCAAGCACCACUGCAACCAAUAUCACAGAAGACGAUGAAAACACCAUAGAAGAAUCGGUAUUGGAUACCGAAACGGUGCAUCAAGACCGUAAUCCGCACAGUAAAUGGUCACCCAAGCAGGCCCAGUUGUUUGUGAGCCAACAAUGUAACCUCCUCGAGAAGAAUGAAUUGCGUGCCCUGCCUCCGAUUGAAAUGCAAACAAAACUCAAUGAAAUCAUACAGGAUAAUCCACUCAAUGCUAAGGCGUACUUUUUGGGCUACAUGAAUCAAUUGCGUUUGCGUGAUGUAUUUGGGGCACUGGAUGCCUUACAUCGUUCGUUCGAUCGCAGUCCCAAUAUGAUAACCCAAAAUGAUCAAAAAGGCUUUCAGUACUUCAGCGUUAAUUUGGCAAUUUUACACGCAACAUUCAACCACAAGAAGGAAGCCUUAAAUGCUCUAAAGGAAUGCAUAAUGUUGGCCCAAGAAUGUGGUGACAAACGAUGUCUAGAUUUGGCCAAUUCCUGGUAUUGUUUAUUGAACAGUAGUCGUAUAGGACCGUUCGAAAAGAGUUUGCCAGAUAUACAAGAUCCCGGACUCAUACAAAGUCUGUCCUUGGCCAUUGAAUUUGUUGUGGCAUUUGGAGCCAAAUGUGGAUUUUUGCCAUUGGAUUUGUUUGAACUCUUGUUAAAGAGUGAUGAGUUGAAUAACAAGAAUACUCUGCUUGAACACAUUUCCGAUUCCUUGGCUCUACGUUCAACGCUGUGGGUUCUCUACGGUCGCUACGAGAUGUCUGCUUUGUACUCUCAGCUGCUAUUGAAUCUCAAGAAGACAUGGGUCUUUGGCGAUGUUAGCAACUCGGAAAGUGUUAGCAAAGUUUUGGCAAAUCUUGCCUUGUGGUUUUAUGCGCAAGGUGAACACCAGCUUAGUGCUGUGUUACUAUAUCAUGCUCGUACUAGAUUUCCUAGACAUCCUUUUGCAGCUGACUGGAUGACAAGUGAGUGUCAUAUUUCCAUACAACAGGCUAUCUACCGUGGUCGCUGGCAAGAUGCUUUACGUUGGUGCUGUCAACUUUAUUUGCUGGACAAACAUGAUGGCAACAUACAAAGGGCUAUUGUCUACAUUUCGAAAUCGUACAACAAUACAGCUAGGAAAAUUUUACAAAAUUUAUUGCAAGAUAAUGAGCUAGACACUCUGCGACAAGUUCGAGUUUUAACCCUGUUGGCUUGUAAUAGCCUAAAUGAAAACAAUGUCUCCUCGGAGACCAUCGAUCUAUUAAUGCGGGCGUCUGUUAUUGCUGAAUCUGCAUAUAUGCAAUACGAGCAUGCCAUGGUUGAUGUGAUAAUGGCCCAAGUGUUGCUGCAAAUGGGCUUGCCACAAAAGGCCUUGCAAGCCUUGCGCAAUUCCAUUGAAACAAUCUACACCAAUGGAGGCAUAUAUGAUCGGGCUAAAACAGAUUUUAUUUUUGCUCGUUGUCUGGUGGCUGCAGGACGUGAUCGGGAAGAACAACACAAACGUCUAGUGAAAUCGUUACCAUCCUUAGAAAGAGCCAUAGAAUUGUUUCGUAAAUUGGAAGCACAUGCCAAAGUAUUGGAUGUCUUGGUUUAUAUCUCGAAGACUUUCAAUACAUUUGGUUUUAUUGCGGAACGUAAUAAGUAUGCGUGUAAAUUUAAACAAUAUUAUACGGAGAAUCCUGUACCAAGGGAGUAUUUAGGCAUGGCCUAUUAAUAAAUGUGUUAUUUUUUAUUCAAAU